Podarcis raffonei (Aeolian wall lizard) is the source of this 3245-nucleotide messenger RNA. RefSeq lists its product as uncharacterized. Gene Ontology annotation, biological process: transmembrane transport. The transcript has 9 exons. The coding region runs from base 366 to 2861 and encodes 831 amino acids. Gene Ontology annotation, molecular function: monocarboxylic acid transmembrane transporter activity. Lineage: Eukaryota; Metazoa; Chordata; Lepidosauria; Squamata; Lacertidae. The record is from RefSeq and is a predicted model, not a curated record.
UAUUUCGGAAGAUUUAGGUGCCACUUGAUGGCAAUAAAACUUGAACGCGGUUGACAAAAGCCUCGAGUGUUGGAAGCUUGGAGUGGAACUGUGCUUCUCGUCCUUCUGUCUCUGGCAACCUAGAAAGCAGCCCCGCCCCGUGUGUGUGUGUGUGUUCGGCCACAUGCCCAUUGUCCCCGCCCCCGCUUUGGAAUGGAGGCGGGGCCUAGGCUCCCUUCGGCUGCUGGGAUGCUAACAGUGAAGUAGAAAGGAAAGGGACGAAUGUUGGAUGAGAGAUCAACUAACUUUCUCCCACCUUUCGCGAAAUCGCGGUGCGGUGUCCGCUCCCGUUUAGCUCCGUCCAUAGAAGGUCUCUGUUUUCCAUCAUGAGCAUAUUGCAGAGAUUUCAGUCUGUGGUACUGUUUGUUAGACAUGGCUUGAGGCGACAGAGAACUCUGGCUGAGAUCAAUGCAGAUGCUUCUUUUGUACACCCCCCUCCUGAUGGGGGCUGGGGCUGGGUUGUGGUGUUGGCAGCAGCCAUCCAUUCCUUGUUUAUCAGUGGCUUCCACAGUGCUUUUGGCGUUUAUAUGAUGCCCCUUCUUACAACCUUCAAGGCAAGCAACUCACAGAUAGCCUGGAUCGGAUCCAUCAGCUAUGCUUUCAUUAUGAUAUUUGGUCCUGUAUCUGGAAAACUUCUGGUGAAAUAUGGAGCCAUCAAAGUGGCAAUAAUUGGAGCAAUGGUUGUCAUGAUUGGUCUAAUGUGUUCUUCCUAUACCUAUGAUUUGCGUUUACUAUUUUUCACUCAAGGAAUCAUUGUUGGCGUGGGAUCAAGCCUGGGCACCACUCCAGGCCUGAUAAUGGUCAGCCUUUACUUUACUAAAAAGCGCUCAUUUGCGACUGGAAUAGUGAUGGCAGGAGGGUGCGCAGGAACUUUUGUGCAGAAUAAACUUCACGAGUACUUAAUUCAGACACUUGGAUGGAGACGUAGUCUACGUGUAUACAGUGGAAUUCUAAUAAUAUGCAUCAUUGCGGGAUUUGCAUACCAACCUCUUCAAAAACAUAGAGCUCAUCCAAGUGUAGUCGAAAAGUUUAAAACCUCCCCACUAAGAGGUUUUAUUGUUGAUUUAAGUUUGUGGAAAGAUCGUAUCUUUGAGGUUUGGGUCUGUUCUCUUGGAUUAGCCAAAUUUGGAUUCUUCAUACCAUUUGUGCAUAUGAUUAAACUUGCUGGUGACCUGGGCAUUCCACUGGAGAAAGCAUCCUACAUUAUGGUAGCAAUUGGAGUGAGCAGCAUGGUUAGCUCUCUUCUAUUUGGAAAACUCUGUGAUAUUGAACGAAUCGAUCGGCUGUAUCUUAACCAAGUGUCCAUAUUGUCCGUUGGAAACUAUGUUCUCUUACCUGUCCUUACAUUUGAUUUGAUGGGACCCGAGAAAAUGCCAGUUGCAUGGGGAUUUCUCAUGGUUGUCAAUGCAAGCAGUUGUUUUGGUGCACCCUUUGCAGGUGCAAUGUAUGACUUGCUCGGCAACUACAAUAUUGGCUUUGUAGUAACUGGAAUUUGCAAUAUUGCUGCAGCUAGCAUCCUUGCUUUCAUUCCAUGGCUGCAAAGAGAAACAACACAGUCAUCGAAAAACUAUCUUAAUGCUUCUGUAUGUGUGAUAACAAACACCAUAGUUCCUUGGCAAUCACCCACUCCUUCGUUAGGGAGUCUAACUUCCUCCUACACAAAAACACUUUAUGCUGGUGAUGAAACUCAAUCUUAUCAUUCAAAAAGAUUUGCCGGUAGUAUUAAAUCAUUCAGUGUGAAAUCGUUAAAAAGCAUAAUGAAGUCAGAUGCAACAGGGCCUUUGACAAAAGCAGAACCAAAAUCUUCCGCUGGGACAUUGGAGAUUGACUCACAAGAACAGGUUGAAAGAAAAACAGAUUUGAUGCCAAUGCAAGAGCUAAGCACACCAGAAACAUCAUUUAAAAGUGAAAGUGGAUUGAUAAAACAUCCAGAAUACAUUUCCUACAAAAAAGAAGAUGUGUUGGCUUUUCUAAACACGUAUGAGGCUGAUGAGGAAGAGAAAUUUGUAAGUGAAAUUGAUUUGAGGCCAAAUAAGGAACUAACCAUGUCAGAUGCAGAAACUUUUGAAUCUACAAAACAGUUGGAACGCAUUCCCCAUAAAAGAGAAGAUGUAGUGGCUUUCGUCAAUGAAUAUGAUGGUGAAGAAGAAGAAGAGAAAUUUGAUACCACAAAAGAGCUGAAGCCGAAACUGGUAUGGGUGCUGCCCACAUCAGAUGAAGAAAUGUCAGGAGAGCGCAAAGUGGCUUUUGCAGAUGACCAUUAUGACGACGAAGAUGUGCACUUUGGUAGUGUAACUAACUUGAGGCCAGUACAGGUGCUAACCGUAUCAGAUGCAGAAACUCCAGAAUCUACAAAACCAGCCGAGCGCAGAGUGGCUUUCGCAGAUGACCAUUAUGAUGACGAAGGAGAGCAUCUUGAGGGCAGAGCUGAUACGAGGCCAGUGCAGGAGAUACCAGUAUCAGAUGCAGAAACUUCGGGAUCAUUCAAACAAGCAGAGCGCAGAGUGGCUUUUGCAGAUGACUAUGAUGAUGCUGAAGGUGCACAUCCUGGGAGCUUAGCUGACUUGAGGCCAAGGCAAGUGCUAUCCAUAUCGGAUGCAGAAACUUUGGGAUCUUUCAGACCAACAGAGCGCAGAGUGUCUUUUGCAGAUGACCAACCUGAGGGUAAAGGAGAGCACCCUGAGAGCAGAGCUGAUGCCAAGAGUUCAGGAUCUACACAUCCGACAGGAUACCCUCCCCUGGUAAGAGGAAUGGCUUUCCUAGAGAACUCUGAAGGUGAUGAAGAGCCCAGCCAAUUCGAGACCAAUAAAAACCCCCUUUAGAAGUGAAACUUCAACACAUGCAAUACAGGCACAGCAAAUGCCUUCGACUUCCCAUGGAAAAGAAGAGGGUAUGGCAUCUGCCAGUGAUGAUGAUGAUGGUGAACAAGCACCACAACAGAAAUGAUCAGAGUGCAGCAGCAAUGUUAACGAUACUGGAUCAGUUACAAAUCUGUCUGUCUGGCCCAUCAAGGGUACAUUACAUAGUACCCUUGCUUGAUGUCUGAGUAGUAUUCACAAAAUACCAUUUACUAAAAAGCACUUCUUUCAGCUGUAUAUUAUUUUUGUAAUUUGGAUGUAGAAACAAUUUGUAAUUGACUGGAUUUCUAGUGUGGUUGAAAAGUUUUUGACAAUUGCUUUUUAAAAAUAAAAUAAAGCUCCUCAAUU